Messenger RNA from Cadophora gregata, 2417 nucleotides. RefSeq lists its product as uncharacterized. The record is from RefSeq and is a predicted model, not a curated record. NCBI's taxonomy places the organism in Eukaryota, Fungi, Ascomycota, Leotiomycetes, Helotiales, Ploettnerulaceae. Gene Ontology annotation, cellular component: membrane. The coding region runs from base 700 to 2223 and encodes 507 amino acids. The transcript has a single exon. Gene Ontology annotation, molecular function: acyltransferase activity, transferring groups other than amino-acyl groups. Gene Ontology annotation, biological process: polysaccharide biosynthetic process.
CAGGACCGGAUCCAGAGUUUAGGUUUGUCUGGUGUCCCCUGUCGGCAAUGGCGCAGACAUUCGUCCAAUGAGUCGGCUCGCUUGUUGUUCUCUUUCUUACCCCUUUUCGCUUAGAGCAACCGAGAAAACACGGCUGGUGUUUUUGGUUGACCAUCCGGCUAAGCCUCUGCCCCUUGCGGGUGCAGAUAUGAUAUCCCCCGCUAUCCACAUGCUGCAGAAUGCUACGCAACCUCGGAGGUGUGCUACUGAAUGUUGACUGUCCCACUCCAACACCCGGGCCUGCCUCAAUCAAUCAUAGCAUGUGAAGAUGGAGAGCUGAGAUGGGUCCUCGACUCGACGGCGUUGAAGAUUAUCGUGGUCGAGAGCUGAUAACAGAUGACUAGCCGACUAGGAAGUGCAUUGCAUGAGUUUGAUUCACUUGCUGGCCGUGCUGGCCCACCAAGGCCUGUGUUGAUCCAUCCAGAAGCCUUUGAUCAGCUGCAAACUAUUGAUCAAUGCGAUCUAGACUAGAUUUAUUGAAGAUAACCAACCCUUACCGAAAGGGUAGUUAAUGGCUUCUGGCCCACCAAAGAAAUUCCCCUAUUUGUAGUCUUGGCAGACCCCUCGUCAACAUUUUUCUGGGGUUUGGUAUUGUCGGUCUUCGACCUUAAUUGAGACUGUUUCGCGGUUUUGUUCUCGUCGUCGACGUCGUCAUCUACAAUGUCGAACUACAACCCCGACUCGCCGACCAACUGGCACAAGGUCAACAUGGCGCACGAGAACGACAACGUCUUGGAGAAGGGGUACUGGCAGAGCACGAAAGCAGAAUCGAAGGUCCCUCUGCACACUCGAGCUCUGUACAAGGUUCUGGAUUUCGUCCGGCCGAUGAUCCUGACGAAAGCUCCAGCAAACAAGAAACCGCUUUCCCGGACUGGUUAUUUGGAUGGGUUGAGAGGAUUUGCAGCAUUUCUGGUGUAUUGGCAGCAUCACAACUCCUGGGUACGGGAGACCAGCGGCGACGAUGAGAUUUUCGAGAAUGCAUUUGGAUACACAGGCAAACAUUACCUAGCGACAUUCCCUUUCCUUCGAGUCUUCUGGACAGGAGGCCAUUUCGCCGUCCCAGUCUUCUUUGUCAUUUCCGGUUAUGUUUUGUCUGCAAAGCCCCUGACUCUAAUGCAGUCAGGGGAAACGAUAAAAUUGUUUGAGAAUCUGUCGUCCGCACUUUUCAGACGAUGGAUGCGUCUUUGGAUUCCGGUAGCUAUAACGACAUACAUUUACAUGACGAUGGCACAUUAUCCAGGGUUUUACACCGACGAUUAUUUCCACAAGGCGACAUACCGGGAGGAAAUAUGGGAAUGGUACUCCAACAUCAAGAAUUUCAGCUUCAUGUUCGACACCAGCGGGAAUCCAUUCUUUCCAUACAACGGACAUAUCUGGACGAUCCCUCAGGAGUUCAAAGGCUCAAUAGCAGUCUACGUCGCACUCGUUUCAUUUUCUCGAUUCCCUAGAAAUUCACGACUGUUUGCGGAAUGUGUUCUCAUCUGGUAUUUCAUCUGGGUCACCGACGGCUGUUUCUUUGCCAUGUUCAUAGCCGGCAUGUUACUCUGCGACCUGGAUCUGCUGGCAAUCAAUAACGACCUCCCGCGCUUCAUCAAGCGUCUAGAGCCAUACAAGCAGAUUAUCUUCUACCACCUCCUCGUCAUCGGUUUGUACCUCAGCGGUGUCCCAGCCCGCAACAUGGAUAUGAACAAUGUAUGGAAGGCAAGAGGAUGGUACUACCUUGCGUAUCUCAAGCCACAGGCUACAUUCGACUAUAAAUGGUUUUAUCUAUUCUGGGCGGCGACUUUCACCACCGCAUCGAUUCCUCGGAUUGGAUGGCUGAGGAGGUUUUUUGAGGGGAGAUUCUGUCAGUAUUUGGGCAAGAUCUCAUUCGGUCUCUACCUGGUCCAUGGACCUGUUAUUUUCAUCCUUGCGGACAGACUUUACAGCGCAGUUGGAUUCGUACGGAUUCGACACUUGAAGAACAUGCCGCAGUGGCCGAACGCAUUCCCGUUGAGUAUGGCAGGACCACUUGGUUUGGAGUUUGCGUUCUUGGCACCACAUAUCAUUUUACUCCCUGUUACAUUUUGGUUGGCGGAGAUCACGACGAGGUUUAUUGAUGAUCCAGCGGUUAAGUUUGCGCAGAAUUUGUACAGGAGAUUGGCGACUGGACCACCGUCAUCGGGGCCUACGCUGAAGAUGUAAGAUCUAGACUGGAAAUGAAUGGAAUUUGGGCAUGGGAAAGCUGGCGUCUUUGAUUUUGGGUAGAGGGACCAGGUAAUAGAUUAUGACUGGAUGUAUAUCUCGAAACAUAAAUAUCAGUGUCACAUAUCACUAGAUACAUGAGGCUCACGAUCCUUGGCUGCUUCUAACCUUCGACUAACAAAGCGACAACACAC